AUGACAUGUAUAAACAAAGAAGACAGGGGUAAGAGGUGCGCAGGGAAAGAUGGAUGGGACAAAGGUUCCGGCAGUGUCGGGGAAAAGAAGGGCUACCAGAAAGACGACAUGAAUGUGGAGAUGGAAGACAUAAAGGGAUGCGAGAGAAAGGUCUUUGGAGAAAAGGAGCCGAGAUAUAGUAGCAGGGAAUAUUCCAUCCCUUCCCCACAAGACUUUGACAGGGCGGCUGAUUACAACAAGAGUGUGCAUGCAUGCUUGGGUAUAGAUAGACUUAACGAUAGAAAUAGAGAUGGAUAUCAAAGACUAGCUCCGGGAUACGACUCUAUGGAGAUGCCGAAGAUAGCAAGAGAACUCAAAAGAAAAGCAAAGCAAAGAAUAUGUUCCAACUGUUCUACCACAAGCACGCCGUCGUGGAGAAGGGGCGAUCAGGGGAAAUCUCUUCUGUGUAAUGCCUGUGGGCUUUAUCAGAAACUUCACGGGAGAACAAGGCCAUAUACGGUCACUGCAGGAGGGAGGACAAAGGCAUUGAAGGGAGGACACGAAAGAAUCAUCUGCGUAUCGUGCAAUCUUCCUUUUUUUACGUUGGAGUCAAAGGGCACGUCCAGCCAUCUCUGCAAUGGCUGCCUAGCCUAUGCAAGAAGCAGGGGAACCCAGAUUGGUAGUGAUGGAGGGGAGGAUUGUAGGAACAGAUUUAAUGGAAAAGUAUCCUCAAGUUUGUAUACCGGGCUUUAUGGAAGAGAGAUUUCGGAGCAAUACAGCACGCCAUAUCACUAUGUGCCGAAUGCUCCCAUGGACAGUAGAUUUGGGGAAUACUCCUCGUCUUCCAUGGUCUAUCCUCAGUCAUACGGAUACUACUACCUAGGCGAAAAGUACCACGAUAUGCCUAGAUUUGGAUACGAAUGCCAUUUUCCUAACGAGGAUCCAGAUGCUCAGUUCAAAGAUGCCUAUCCCGUGGAAAUGGUUGGCGGAAGCGACAGCGGAGUGGAUUCUUGCGAUGCCGAUGUAAAUACUCCAAGUGAUACAUGA
Messenger RNA from Encephalitozoon cuniculi GB-M1, 1026 nucleotides. Its product is annotated as GATA zinc finger transcription factor 3. The transcript has a single exon. Gene Ontology annotation, molecular function: DNA-binding transcription factor activity, RNA polymerase II-specific; zinc ion binding; RNA polymerase II cis-regulatory region sequence-specific DNA binding. The record is from RefSeq and is marked provisional. Lineage: Eukaryota; Fungi; Microsporidia; Unikaryonidae. Gene Ontology annotation, biological process: positive regulation of transcription by RNA polymerase II; negative regulation of transcription by RNA polymerase II. The coding region runs from base 1 to 1026 and encodes 341 amino acids.